This is a messenger RNA of Mauremys mutica (yellowpond turtle), 5175 nucleotides long. RefSeq names its product calpain 7 (gene CAPN7). The record is from RefSeq and is a predicted model, not a curated record. Lineage: Eukaryota; Metazoa; Chordata; Testudines; Geoemydidae. Bases 25 to 2466 code for a protein of 813 amino acids. Gene Ontology annotation, molecular function: calcium-dependent cysteine-type endopeptidase activity. The transcript is spliced from 21 exons. Gene Ontology annotation, biological process: proteolysis.
AGCGAGCGUGGGUCGGGUCUGACCAUGGACGCGGCGGCGCUAGAGCUGGACGCGGUGAAGUUCGCCCAGCUGGCGGUGCAGAGAGACCAGGGUGGGCGCUACCAGGAGGCGGCGUUUUACUACAAGGAAGCUGCCCAAGCCUUGAUUUAUGCUGGAAUGGCAGGCUCAAACUUGGAAAAUAUUCAAGAGAAGAUAAAUGAGUACUUGGAGAGAGUUCAAGCUCUGUAUUCAGCAGUUCAAUCACAGAACACCGACCCUUUGAAGUCAAAACAGCAAUUGGACCUGGAGCGUGCCCAUUUCCUGGUUACACAGGCUUUUGAUGAAGAUGACAAGGGCAAUGCAGAGGAAGCUAUAGAAUUGUACACAGAAGCCGUGGAACUCUGUUUGAAAACAGCUAAUGAAACUUCAGAUGCAAUCCUUCAAUCAAAACUCAAACAGCUGGCUAGACAAGCACUGGAUAGAGCAGAGGCACUGAAAGAAUCUAUGUCAAAGUCAUCUCAGAAAGACAAACAAACUGCAGCUAAACCGAAUCAGCCAGUCAGAAUGUUCUUUCCAUUGGGGCCUGAUUUUUCCUUGAAUGAUAAGCCACAGACAAUCAGAACAGUGCAAGCUAGUGAAUCUCAAGGUCAGAGAUACACCACAGAGGAGAUUGAAGUGCUCAGAAAGACAUCAAAGAUAAAUGGUAUAGAGUAUGUCCCAUUCAUGAGUGUUGACCUGAGGGAGCGUUUUGCCUUUCCAGUGCCAUUUUCAGAUAAAUGUGGCAAGUUACCAUUGUCACCCAAACAAAAGGCAAUGUUUGCCAAGUGGGUGCGGCCAGAUGACCUAACAAAUAACCCUACAAUGAUCUAUACUGUGUCAAGUUUCAGCAUAAAGCAGACAAUAGUAUCGGAUUGUUCAUUUGUGGCAUCACUAGCUAUCAGCGCAGCAUACGAGAGACGGUACAACAAAAAGUUGAUUACAAGCAUAAUUUACCCUCAGAAUAAAAAAGGAGAACCAGAGUAUAAUCCAUGUGGAAAGUACAUGGUAAAACUUCAUAUCAACGGUGUCCCUAGAAAGGUGAUAAUAGAUGACCAGUUACCCGUAGAUCACAGUGGAGAGCUUCUCUGCUCUUAUUCCAACAAUAAAAGUGAAUUGUGGGUGUCCCUGAUAGAAAAAGCUUACAUGAAGGUCAUGGGUGGAUAUGAUUUUCCUGGAUCAAAUUCUAACAUUGAUCUCCAUGCACUGACUGGCUGGAUACCAGAGAGGAUUGCUAUGCACUCAGACAAUCAGGCUUUCAAUAAGGACAGUUCUUUCAGAAUGCUCUAUCAGAGAUUUCACAAAGGCGAUGUCCUUAUCACAACAGCAACCGGAGUGAUGUCUGAAGAGGAAGGAGAGAAAUGGGGUUUAGUUCCAACCCAUGCCUAUGCUGUUUUAGAUAUUAGAGAAUAUAAGGGGCUUCGAUUUCUCCAGUUGAAAAAUCCCUGGAGUCACUUACGUUGGAAAGGAAGAUACAGUGAAAAUGAUGUGAAAAAUUGGACCCCAGGCCUACAAAAAUACUUAAACUUUGAUCCUCGAACAGCUCAAAAAAUAGACAAUGGAAUUUUCUGGAUUGCCUGGGAGGAUCUUUGCCAGUAUUACGAUGUUAUUUAUUUGAGCUGGAACCCAAGUCUUUUUAAAGAAUCAACGUGUAUUCACAGUACUUGGGAUGCAAAACAAGGCCCAGUGAAAGAUGCCUACAGCUUGGCUAAUAAUCCACAGUACAAACUGGAAGUACAAUGUCCACAAGGUGGAGCUGCUGUCUGGGUUCUGCUCAGCAGACACAUUACAGACAAGGAUGACUUCGCACGCAAUCGGGAAUUCAUCACAAUGGUUGUGUACAAGACUGAUGGGAAAAAAGUUUAUUAUCCAACUGAUCCUGCCCCAUAUAUUGAUGGGAUUCGGAUCAACAGUCCCCACUAUCUGACCAAGAUAGCGCUGACAUCUCCAGGGUCCCAUACGUUUACACUGGUGGUAUCCCAGUAUGAGAAACAGAACACGAUCCACUAUACUGUCAGGGUGUAUUCAGUAUGCAAGUUUACUUUUUCCAAGAUUCCUACCCCAUACACCAUCUCCAAACGGGUUAAUGGGCAGUGGAAAGGUCAUAGUGCAGGAGGCUGUGGAAACUUCAGAGAUUCCUACAAAAACAACCCCAUUUACCAAUUUCAGCUGGAGAAGACUGGGCCAUUGCUAAUUGAAUUAAGAGGACCAAGGCAGUACAGUGUGGGGUUUGAACUUGUCACAGUCUCUACAGUAGGAGAUCCUGGUUCCUCUGGCUUUCAGAAGAAGAGCAGUGGUGACUACAGAUGUGGAUUUUGCUACAUGGAGGUGGAGAAUGUACCAGCUGGAGUUUACAAUGUUAUUCCCAGCACCUUCCUGCCUCAGCAAGAGGGUCCUUUCUUCUUGGACUUUAAUAGCACUACCCCUCUUAAGACAUCACAACUGCAAUGAGGGGGUGAGUCUCUACAUUACUCGCUAGGGAAGAAGUCAAGAGCUAGAGCAAUGCUAUCUCCUGAAAGCACUGGGGAAAUACAUCCCUCAACCAUUGACACAAGAUCAUAAAACCCUACUCUACUUGGAAAAAGUAACAGCCCAGGGCUUGGGCCACCAAUCUCACUGCAUUAGCCACUUCAGAGUUUGCUCAUGCUUUUUGCUGUGCAGCCAUGAGGGUGAGAGAACGCUUCAGAAAUUCUGAUUGAUGGUAAAUUUUUGCGUGAAAUGCUUGAAUGUAAAUCUUGAUUAAUCAUGUUAACGAAUGGCAGGCCUUAGCUUACUGCAGUUUGGCACCUUAUACCUCAUCAAGUUUUGAAAAGUCUUUCCUCUCCCCACAUACAAGGUAGCUUAGUUCUAACAAUCCUUGCUUAACUUUUACAGUAAACAUUGUAGAGAAAAAGGAAGGGGUGGUGUGUACUGUGUUUAUUUAGCACAGGGGUUCUCAAACUGGGGGUCAGGACCCCUCAGGGGGUCAUAAGCUGUCAGCCUCUACCCCCAAACCUCACUUUGCCUCCAGCAUUUAUAAUGAUGUUAAAUAUGUAAAGAAGUGUUCUUAAUUUAAAAGAGGAGGUCAUACAGAGGCUUGCUCUGUGAAAAGGGUCACCAGUACAAAAGUUUGAGAACCCCUGCUUUAGAGGAAUGAAGUAAAAGCCAGGGGCUGCUGUUUUGGAUGUUAAAAAAGCAGAGGAGUUUAUACUAUCCCUUCCUCAGAUAAGAGCCACUCCAGGGAGCACACUGUACAAACAGUAUAACUCCUGUAUUCUGCUUCAGUAGUUGAAUAGGUUAGCUACAGGAGCUGUUGAUCAGCUUCAACAAAAUUGUCAUUUAGGUGCUAGCUCAUUUCUGCAUGAUCAGGGGGUUAUGAUGGGAGAGAUAAGAGGCUACUCCCUUCUCUAUAAUAAACCACAUCUGCAGCAUUGGCCUUACAGCCCCACAGACAGAAUACUGUUGAAGGCAGCAUUCAGUUAGAGAAGGAACCUUCUUAAGCUGUAACCAGCCUAGAAGAGACCCUAAAUCUGCAGCUAGGGAUGCUAACUGUCCUGCAGUCUUCAGGUGUUAAUCUUAAUUAAAGGUUGUCAUGUGAUGAAACCUCUAGGACUACUGCCUGCUGAAACUGGCAAUCCUAGCUCCAGCAUUUGACCCUGCUUCUACUGCAGUCAAUGGUAGAACAUUGACAUUGAGGGGAGCGAGCCUCAAAACAACCAACCCACCCCACUGGCAACUUUGGGUGUUUUUUCCCUAAAAGAGCACCCAUGCACAAGUUUGGGGAGAUUAAUGGGAGACAAUCUUACUGCUUAAAGUUUACUGCUGCAAAUGUAUCUAGCAGCUUAAUAGCACAGGGACACUUCUUGUUUGUUUGUGAGCUCUGAGGAGAAAGUAGUUUGGAAAAAAACAUUGAUGUGCCUUUUAAGAGCAGUUCUCUGAAAGACCAGCUGGGUUAGGAACUGCAUUGAUGCUAGUAACUAACUCACUGCUUAGCUUCUUGGCAAGGAAGUUGUAUUGUAGGACAAAAGCAUUGAUCUAAGAGCUGUCCCAUUGCAGAUUGGGGGGGGAGGAGAUGGAGUUUGAGGAUAUAGCCUAAAUGAUGUCUAACUGCAGUAAGUUGAUCUUUAUAGGCUCUAAGGACAGCUGCUCAGAUGCAGAGCUGUAUGUCCAGUUUAAAACAUGUUGUGGGGGAAGAUUUCAGCUCAGGCUUAAACCAGCCCUUAUUGUGCAUGUGCAAAGGCCUGCAGCUACAGUUUAGGUCACUUACUCCAUUUACAGGCCAGAAACAGUUAAGGGGCCUGAAUUGUGGGUGUUGCUCCACCUGCUGCUGUUUGCACUUUUAAAAAAUAUUGGCUAAAGUCCUAUCCCUUCAAAGCUCUGUACAGGGCAUGCUGGCAGGUUAUGAAAUUUUACUAUUUUGCUGACAGGGAAUUAAGCAAGUCGACUUGCCCAAAUCACCUGUUAUGUCAUUCUCUUUGGGCUGAUUCUGUACAGGAAGUCAUUUUUUCCCUCUGAUCACUGGCUUUUAUAGCAGUAAUUUGACUUGAAAUUGAACAAGUGAGUUUCAGCUUCUAACCACUAGAUCACAGAAUGUAGUAUAGAUUAAAUAAAGGAACAAUCUUCAAUCUCUAUGCAGAUUACAAGUUUAUAACUGUCCCAGAUGCCAGAGCAAGCUGUGCCUCUCAGAGAAUACAAAAGGGUAGAUAGGCUGUAAAUGCCUGCAGUGUACCAGAGCUACAAAAACAAAGCCUUCCCAUUUGACUGUCCAGAUCCCAUUAAUAUUUGAGGCCAGGUAUGCAGAAUAUGAAAGUCAGUUAUAUUCUUAAAACAUUGCAGUCUUGGUGUUCUGACAGUUUAGCAUGAGAAGGAAAUUUUCAGUCAUAGAACCUCAGACAGCAUCACAGAUGUAUAUGCCACCUUUGUGCACGCUAGCCUUAGCUUUAUACCAGAAGGACAUGCUUUUUACACUUCAUUUAAGGAGUAUGGUCAAAAGAGGAAAAGCAGAUUACAAAAACUAAUAAUAAAAGCAAUCAGACCAUUGCAUAUUAAUCUAGUUCUAGAGAUUUCAGAUGUAAAAAGGUUAUUGGGAAAUGACCCUAUUGCACAGCCAGGAAAACAAAACUGCUCAGCUAAAUCUCCCUCACUGCCAUUCAGAGAUUCUGAUCAUUAGGAUUAAAAAUA